Molecule: messenger RNA, 966 nt
Organism: Miscanthus lutarioriparius
Lineage: Eukaryota; Viridiplantae; Streptophyta; Magnoliopsida; Poales; Poaceae
Source: the annotation of a GenBank genome assembly
AUGGGCGACGUGCUCCAGGCGCCGCACGCCGCGGGAGGAGGAGGAGGACUGGAGGAGGGGGCGGGGCCGGACCAUAACCCUAGUCCGAGCCUCAGCGGCUGCUCGGACCCCGUGUCGGUGGAGCUCUCCAUGGGCGGGGACUACUACCGCGCCUGCUGCGGCGACCCCGACCCCGACAUCCCCGAGGGGCCCAAGCUGCCGUGCGUUGGGGAAAAGGAACCUCUCUCCUCUUUAGCAGCCGAGUUUCAGUCUGGCAGCCCAAUUUUACAAGAGAAAAUUAAGUUGCUUGGCGAACAAUAUGGUGCUUUAAGACGGACACGUGGAGAUGGAAACUGCUUUUAUCGAAGCUUUAUGUUUUCCUACUUGGAACACAUCCUAGAGACACAAGACAAAGCUGAGGCUGAUCGCAUCAUGGUAAAAAUUGAGGAAUGCAAGAAGACGCUCCUGUCUCUUGGAUAUAUUGAGUUCACUUUUGAGGAUUUCUUUGCUAUAUUCAUUGAUAUGCUGGAAAGUGUUCUGCAGGGACAUGAAACUCCUAUAGGGCCUGAAGAGCUUCUAGAAAGAACCAGGGAUCCACAAGUUUCUGAUUAUGUUGUCAUGUUCUUUAGGUUUGUCACUUCUGGUGAAAUUCAAAGGAGGUCUGACUUCUUUGAACCAUUCAUAUCUGGCUUGACAAAUUCAACUGUGGUUCAGUUCUGCAAGGCUUCUGUGGAACCUAUGGGUGAGGAAAGUGACCAUGUGCACAUAAUUGCCCUAUCAGAUGCACUAGGUGUACCUAUCCGUGUUAUGUACCUAGACCGAAGCUCGUGUGAUACUGGCAAUCUGAGCGUGAAUCACCAUGAUUUCAUCCCUUCGGCCAAUGCAUCCGAGGGCGAUGCUGCGAUGACAUCUACUCCUGCUGCCGAGAAACCUUACAUCACUUUGCUCUACCGGCCUGGUCACUACGAUAUUCUCUACCCAAAGUGA